Plasmodium vivax (malaria parasite P. vivax) is the source of this 1269-nucleotide messenger RNA. RefSeq lists its product as hypothetical. Gene Ontology annotation, cellular component: mediator complex. The record is from RefSeq and is a predicted model, not a curated record. Lineage: Eukaryota; Apicomplexa; Aconoidasida; Haemosporida; Plasmodiidae. The coding region runs from base 649 to 1269 and encodes 206 amino acids. Gene Ontology annotation, molecular function: transcription coregulator activity. Gene Ontology annotation, biological process: regulation of transcription by RNA polymerase II. The transcript has a single exon.
GACACGUGCGGGGGGGAAAAACGGGGCAACUCACAAAUGUAGGGGAAAGCAUAAAAAAAAAAAAAAAAGGGAAGAAGUAGCAACAUUUGGGGGGAAAUACAUUGCUUCUCCUUUUUCAAACAAUGGGGAUUCCUUUUGAAGAGGCGCGCUGGUAGCUUUGCAUGAGGUUUUCCAUUCCGAAUGAUCGCCGCUUCUUUCCUCAACUGGGGAUUCGCGCGUGCGAAAUAAGCGUACCAUUUCCGCUUAAGCAUGAGCAGGACAAAACGGGAGAAAAACCCUCGACCAUUUUAUUUUCUUUCUUUUUGAUGAAUGCAGGGUUACCUUUGCGUGUACAUGUUUGCCGCACAUGCGAUAGUCCCGGUGAAACACACUUCCCCCAAAAAGGUUAAAAAAAAAAAAAAUAUUUUUUUUGGGGAGUAGCGGAGUAACGCCUAUAUUGGUAUGCAAAAUUAGGACAAGUGGGGGCCCAACCCGGGGGGAAAGGCCAGCGAUAUGGCCAAGUGCUGCAGAUGUAAAUGCACAUACAUAUAUAUAUAUACUAACGUGUGAACACACACCUGUCUGCUGCUGCUAAUCGGCUGAUCGGCUAACUGGCUGAUUGCCUGCCUGCCUGCCCCCCUCACCUCAUCGGCCAACGGCAGAGCCAAAAUGGCGGCGCCGGAGCAGUACUACGAACCAGUCGUGAAAAAGGAAAACAAAAUCGAGUACGUUGAUAAUUUGUACCUUUCCAAGAACGUGUUGAAUAACAGGGAAAAUGCACUGAACUAUUUUUACACGUCUCCAUUUUACACCAGUAGAAGCCACCACUCGUUAAAUGAAAAAAUACGAGUGGGGAGAAUGCUCAGUGAUGACGAAGAGGGAUACCUAUUUGACAUUACCUACGACAAUUUAAAUGUUUUAAAACAAAAUGAGCCGCAUGAUUUGGUUAGCAUGCAUAUUUAUUACAAUACAAAUUCCAUUUUUCAUAUUUCCUUAACACAUAAAUAUAAAGUGAAGAAUAUCAUCUGCAAAAAGGUUAUUCAGAUGUUUUGCAUUUUGAAUGGCAAGAUUUACAGCUCGAGAUCCUUUGGGGAAUUACUAAACAAUAAAAUUGCCAGCAUUGUGUGUAAUGUGGAAAAGUUUUACGACUGUGUUAAUAAGAUGAUGACCUUUAACGUUACGUCUAACUACAAUUUCGAGGGCAGGGCGGAUGAGCAGGUGGACACCCCCUACAUGAAUUACCGCCUCGAGGAUGUGUACAUUUCCACCAAGAAGAAAAAAAGAGGCUAG